Messenger RNA from Penicillium digitatum Pd1, 1167 nucleotides. RefSeq names its product mannitol-1-phosphate 5-dehydrogenase. The record is from RefSeq and is a predicted model, not a curated record. Lineage: Eukaryota; Fungi; Ascomycota; Eurotiomycetes; Eurotiales; Aspergillaceae. Gene Ontology annotation, biological process: mannitol catabolic process. Gene Ontology annotation, cellular component: cytosol. Gene Ontology annotation, molecular function: mannitol-1-phosphate 5-dehydrogenase activity.
AUGGAAAAGAAAGCUAUUCACUUCGGUGGUGGAAACAUCGGCCGUGGCUUCGUCGCCGAGUUCCUCCACACUGCUGGCUUUGAAGUCGUCUUCGUUGAUGUCAUGGACAGCAUCAUCACCGCCCUACAAAACACCAAGUCCUAUCAGGUUACUGAAGUCAGUGACGAGGGCCAAUCGACCAAGACAAUUACCAAUUACCGUGCAAUCAACUCCAAGACCCAUGAGAGUGAAGUCGUCCACGAGAUCUCAACCGCCGCUAUUGUGACCUGCGCGGUGGGCCCGAACAUCCUCAAGUUCAUCGCUCCCGUAAUUGCCAAGGGAAUCGAUGCCCGCACCGAUGCCACACCCUUGGCUGUUGUUGCCUGUGAGAAUGCCAUCGGUGCCACUGAUACUCUACAUCAGUUUAUCAAGGACAACACCGCCCAAGAUCGUGUCGGCUCUAUGCCAGAUCGAGCCCGGUUUGCCAACUCGGCCAUUGACCGUAUUGUACCUGGCCAAGCCGCCGACAGCGGUCUUAACGUGCGCAUCGAGAAGUUUUACGAAUGGGCCGUGGAGUCAACACCUUUCGGCGAGUUUGGUCAUCCAAAAAUCCCGGCCAUCCACUGGGUUAGUGACUUGGAGCCCUACAUUGAGCGCAAGUUGUUCACCGUCAACACCGGUCACGCCACUGCAGCCUACUAUGGCUACAAUGCCGGCAAGAAGACCAUUGCCGAAGCCCUCCAGGAUGCUCGCAUCCGUGGCAUUGUCCGUGAUGUGCUUCAAGAAACUGCGUCCCUCAUCAUCGACAAGCAUGAAAUCAGUGCUGCCGAGCAGCAGGAGUAUGUUGAGACCAUCAUCACCCGAAUCUCGAACCCCUACCUCGAAGACACCGUGGAGCGUGUGGGUCGUGCUCCACUGCGCAAAGUAUCCCGCAAGGAGCGAUUCAUCGGCCCGGCUGCGCAGCUGGCUGAGCGUGGUGGAAAAUUCGAGUCACUGAUGGGCUCCUUUGAAAUGGCUCUGCGGUUCCAGAAUGUGGAAGGUGAUGAGGAGAGCGUAGAACUGGCCAAGGUCCUCAAGGAGCACUCGCCUGCCGAAGCUGCUGUCCGAUUGACCGGCUUGGACCGAGACCACCCCCUCUUUCCCCAUGUGGUCAAGAUCGUGGACGGCGUACAAUCCGACGCGAAGUAG